Molecule: messenger RNA, 717 nt
Organism: Cyprinodon variegatus (sheepshead minnow)
Lineage: Eukaryota; Metazoa; Chordata; Actinopteri; Cyprinodontiformes; Cyprinodontidae
Gene: kncn
Product: kinocilin
Exons: 5
Coding region: 141-593 (150 amino acids)
Source: RefSeq, a predicted model, not a curated record
UGCAUCAGAGAGAGCAAUAGAAAAGAAAGGGAGAAGCUGUUGGUGGAACCCAGGAUCUGAGCUGAGGUAGAUUUCAGUGUAUCAGUGCUGGGAGACAGUGUGUGGGUGAGUGUGGCAGGUGGGGGAUCUCCACCUGCUGAAUGAACCCUGUUAGCAUCGGGGAGUACCAUGGGCUACGGGUGGGCUCGGCCCUGCUCGGUAUUGUUGCCGGCUGCAUCAUUAUCGGGGUGUCCAGGGAAUGUGAUGCUGAUGCUGUAGGAGGAAUCUUCCUGGGAGCUGGAGGCCUCGGCAUGCUCAUUUCAAUCUAUCCCUUCAUAAAAGCUUGGCUGAAUAUCAACAACAUCCUGCCAUCUUUUGGAAACUUCAGAGUUCACCCAGCUGCAGCUAAUGCUGAUCAACCAGCUGAGACACUGAGACGAGAAGGCACUCAAAGUCAGCUCCAACUGGAGCGCUCCAAGAGCAGGAUGGGGACCUUCAUGGAGGGAGGACCAGUGGCUGAGCCCAAUCCAGAUGAGGGGACGUCUUCAGACAUGCCAGAUGUCUUAUCCAGAUGGAAAAUGAAACAGUCGCCCACUGAUCAAGACCCUCCAUGAUCUGAUCAUGUGAAAAAAGUGGACCAAUAGAGACUUCAACUCUGUCCUGUGUUUUCUGUUCAUUUGUUUGAGCUGAGCUGCAGGUUACAAUUUGCCCCUUAAUGUGUAUGCUAUCCAUGUUCUA